Molecule: messenger RNA, 2315 nt
Organism: Hibiscus syriacus
Lineage: Eukaryota; Viridiplantae; Streptophyta; Magnoliopsida; Malvales; Malvaceae
Product: E3 ubiquitin-protein ligase hel2-like
Exons: 9
Coding region: 125-2260 (711 amino acids)
Biological process (GO): protein ubiquitination; rescue of stalled cytosolic ribosome
Molecular function (GO): ribosome binding; ubiquitin protein ligase activity
Source: RefSeq, a predicted model, not a curated record
UGGGGGGAAGAUCCAGAUUUACAAGAUCCAAAGAAACAGCUUCAUUGAGUUCCAUCAAUAUAACUUCGCCUGUAUACAAGGUUUCAUAUUUCCUUUGUUGGGUUAGAUUUAGAAAGCGAAGAAAAUGGAUGAUAGUUGUGCUGUUUGUGCUGACACACUUGAGUGGGUUGCAUACGGGGCAUGUGGCCAUCGAGAAGUUUGCUCGACUUGUGUCGUUCGUCUCCGUUUCGUUUGCGGAGACCGCCGUUGCUGCCUCUGCAAGUCCGAUCUGAAAACUAUCUUUAUUACCAAGGCUUUGGGAGAUUAUACCGAGGUGAUAAAUGAUUUCGAGGCUUUUCCGGCUGGUCAGAUCGAGGGCCGAGUUGGGUCUUACUGGUACCAUGAAGGGACAAAAGCAUAUUUCGAUGAUCUGGAUCACUACAAGAUGAUAAAAGCAAUGUGCAGGCUAUCUUGUACCGUUUGCGAUAAUAAGGAUGAGCAGCGAAAUGCUAGAUCGGAGAAGAGAGCAGAGUUUAAGAACAUCGAGCAGCUUAAGAGUCAUUUGUUUAAAUGGCAUAGCCUGCUUAUAUGCAGUCUGUGUCUCGAAGGUAGGAAGGUCUUUACGUGUGAGCAAAAGUUAUAUACUAGAGCACAACUAGAUAAGCAUAUAAAGACAGGUGAUUCCGAAGUUGAUGGCACUGAAAGUGGAAGGGGAGGAUUUAUGGGGCAUCCUAUAUGUGAAUUCUGUCAAAAUCCGUUCUAUGGGGAACACGAGCUCUACCUGCAUAUGUCUACCGAACAUUUCACUUGCCACAUAUGCCAAAGGCGACAUCCGGGACAAUAUGAAUACUAUAGAAAUUACGACGAAAUGGAGAUCCAUUUUAGUCAAGAGCAUCAUUUAUGUGAGGAUGAGUCCUGCCGUGCCAUAAAAUUUGUUGUUUUUGCGACUCAAUCCGAAUUGAAGAGACAUAAUACCGUCGAACAUGGUGGACGCAUGUCUCGUUCCAAGCGUAAUGCUGCACUGCAGAUACCCAUAAGUUUCCAGUACCGGCGGAGUCAUGAGCGAGAUGAUCCAGUAAGAGGACAUGUUACCUAUCCUAAUUCAUUUGAUGGUCAACUUUCGUCGGCCAUGCAAGCUAGUCUUGUGACUGUGAGUGCUGAAAGUUCCCAUUAUACUUCUACAAGCAACAGGGCGGUUGUAAAUAGCGGAGUAGCCUCUGUAGUUGGUUGUUUCGAGGCAUUAGCUACAAUAGCUUCCGGGCCAUCUUCAAGAUACCAAGCACUAGAAAACUCUAGGGUUGAACUUCUUGAAGACUCGUCAUUUCCUCCCCUUCCUGCAGCGUCAAAUAGCAGUCGACAAAAAGUUAGAAACGGUUCACAAGGAUCAUCUAGAAGGAGCAUUGCUGCUCCGUCACGGCACCGAAACAAUGGGACAUCAAAUGUUGUUUCUAAUACUGCUCAGGCUUGGCCUGCAGCGAGUCUUCAACCUAUAAUGUCAACUACGAAUAACUCGUCUGGCUCUUCCAAAAGUAAGCCCGCUAGGAUUAAGGAAUCUUCACCAAAACUGGAAGAUUUUCAAUCAGCUAACAAGGCUCUAGUGGAAAAGAUCCGUGUUUCUUUGGAAUUUGAUCGGGACAAAUUCUCUGCUUUCAAAGGGAUAACCGGUAAAUAUCGGCAGGGUAUUAUCAGCUCCGAGGAGUAUCUUGCCUAUGUACAUCAGUUCGGUUUGUCGCAUCUUGUUCUAGAGCUAGCUGUGUUAUUACCCGAUGUCGAGAAACGAAGAGAACUUGUGGAGAUAUACAAUUUUAACAUAAGCAAAGGCUAUUCUCACAAUGAUGUUGGUCAAUGGAAAAACAGAGAAGGGUCCAAAAAAGGGAAGGAGAAGUGUGAUGACCAUGGCAUUACUGGUUUAGAACAUGCUUCGGCUCACAUGUCCUCACUGGGUUACACUAACAAAGGAAAAUCAAAGGUUUCGAGUGAUGAAGCGGCCAACUCACAUGUCCCUGCCCAGUCUCAGAUGGAGCUAGACGUUGGCGGCUCAAGCGGAGGGGGAAAUAAACAACGGAAAAAACUCCCCAAGUUCCUUAGAAAUCGCCUAGGUGAUGCUUCGACCGCACAACUUGAAGAAGAUAGAAAGUGUGAGAUUAAAGAAAAAACAGGUGAGAAUAAGGAACCACCAGAAAGAUUGCCGGUCCACGGUGUAUGGCGAGACGGUGGAGGGCAGAGACUUAUGGCAAAGACCCAAAGAAUAGCUAGCAAACAAUAUUAUACAUAUGUAUGAUAUAUAUACAGAUAUAUUUCAGGGCUGAUAGAUCUGACUGACUAGUGAUUGCUUC